UCAAAUUAUUAUUAAUUUUAACACAUUGCAUGUUUCUUAAAACAUGAUAAUGUUUGUAUGCUCCCAUUCUUUUUGCAAAUUGCACGAUUAAAAAAUCUUUACAAAACAGAAUGCAACGGUUGAUGGUAUUAAGCUAUAUGAAGACAAGUUAGAGCAAUUUUUAACUUCGGAAGAAACACAAGUUUUCAAUGUGCCAAAAGCUGCUCAUCACCUUGCAGAAUGAGAAGAUACGAAGUUCAAGUGCAAGAAGCUGAUAGUGAAGGAAGUCGAGGAAGCUGCGUAACAGCAAGUGAUUUAUCAUGUGCUACCUUAGUUCACAUCAUUUUCGAGAAUUUAGAAAUAACGACCUUCACUUAUACUCCAAGAUACGAGCCAGUUGGCAUCCUGAGUUUUAUCGGCGGCUACGUGGGCCUUUGGUUAGGCAUCUCUCUGCUGACAGUGUACGAUUUCCUGGAGACGUGGAUAUUCCGCUGCAUCGCAGCAGCCAGAAGGAAGUGGAGCAACCGGAAGGGGAAGAAUCGAGUUUCCGACAUCCAUAAGAAUCUGUCUAGUGUAUCCAUCAAAUCACCGUCCUCUGCAUACAGGAAGAGAUUCACCUAUGGAUCGCAGGUAUUUAAAAGAUAGAACAGUGUUUGGAAAUUUCAUUUCCUUGAUCCCACAUUGCAAUGAGUGGAGUCAGGACCUUUGUGAGAAUUUAACCCGUUAACUGUGAACCGAAAUAUUUCACUGAAAAAGGAGCUGUACAAAUUUAAU
This is a messenger RNA of Argiope bruennichi, 753 nucleotides long. RefSeq lists its product as uncharacterized. The coding region runs from base 220 to 624 and encodes 134 amino acids. NCBI's taxonomy places the organism in Eukaryota, Metazoa, Arthropoda, Arachnida, Araneae, Araneidae. Gene Ontology annotation, cellular component: membrane. Gene Ontology annotation, biological process: sodium ion transport. The transcript is spliced from 6 exons. Gene Ontology annotation, molecular function: sodium channel activity. The record is from RefSeq and is a predicted model, not a curated record.